Paramecium sonneborni is the source of this 1054-nucleotide messenger RNA. The record is from the annotation of a GenBank genome assembly. NCBI's taxonomy places the organism in Eukaryota, Ciliophora, Oligohymenophorea, Peniculida, Parameciidae.
AAUUUUAAAUUAUCGAAAUGUCUAAUUAUUAUUUUUAGAUUGAAUAAUAUUAACUUAAAUAUCUUUUUCUUGCAACUUUGAAAAUACUAAUAAUCCNAAAUUACAUUUAUUCGUGUUGGGUCAGUAAUUGGUGCGAAUUGGUUACCAAAAGUUUAUAUAUGGUAUGGAAAUAGUUUUAGUGCUUGUAUGAUGUUUUGUUUUGCAUUUGUUUUAAUUACAAUGUUAACUAGUUUUGUUCAAUCUAUACUAGAUAAAAAAAGUGAUAAAAGAGAUAAAGAGUAGAUGAAUUAACAAGAAUUAACAUAAUUAGAACAAUAACCUUCUGUAAAUUGUAGUGAUGUAAAAGAAUUCAAAUUUGAUUACUAUUUACUUUCAAUUAGCUGUGUUUGUAGUUAUAGUGCCUUUCUUAUUUUGUAGUCUAAUGGAAUACGUAUGUUUUAAAUAAGGUUUUCAUUAUUGUUAACAUUUUAGAUAUAAUCUGACAUUAACUUAAUAAACAUUCCUCUACACUUUACCAUACUUUAUUAGUGCAACUGUUACUCCAUUUAUUGGUUAUUUUAUUGAUAAAAUUGGAAAAAGACCAAUAUUUUUAAUUAUUUCUGGUAAUUUAUUAUUGUUGUCUACAAUAUUGUUUUCAAAAAAUGUAGAUUGUUUAAUUUAAGAUUAAUGUUUUAGUUUAGUACUUUUAGCAUAAUUUAUUAAUGGAAUCUUUUUUGCUUUAUAUGCACCAGUUAUUUGGCCAUGUAUUCCAUUAUGUGUGAAUGCCAACUCAUAAGGGACUGGAUUUGGUAUUAUUGGUUCAAUCUAAAAUGCUGGCUUAACGAUUUUCCCAAUAAUUGUAGGUAGAAUUCUGUUUAAUGAAAAUGCUAUAAGUUAUUAACAUAUGAUAUAUUUUCUUGGAUUUAUCACAUUUUUAGCAAAUAUUAGCAACAUUAUUAUUUAUUUUUAUGAUAUAUAUCAUGAUAAUAAACUUAUGAAACCAACACUUAAAUUAUCUGAAUAUGAAGUUGUUUCAGAAUAAGAAGAAUUAACUGAUAACACUCGAGUAGAUUGA